AUGGGGAACUGCCAGGCGGCGGAGGAGGCGACGGUGGUGGUGCAGCACCCGGGCGGGCGGGUGGAGCGGCUCUACUGGGCCACCAGCGCCGCCGAGGUCAUGCGCGCCAACCCGGGCCACUACGUCGCGCUCGUCACCCUCCGCGUCGCCGAGGACAGCCGCCGCCCGGCCGACACGCAGCAACGGGGGCAGCGCGGCGGUGGCACGGUGCGGCUGACGCGGGUGAAGCUGCUCAAGCCACGGGACACGCUGCAGCUCGGCCACGCCUACCGCCUCAUCGCCAUCGCCGAGGUCGCCAAGGCCGUGCAGGCCAGGAAGGAGGAGAAGACCAGGAGGGAGCAGCGGCAACAGCAGCAGCUGGGAGGAUCGAAGCAGGCCGGCGGGGAGUCUGCUUCCACCGGUGACGACCAGGCGCUGAUGGACGAGGGUCUUGAUCAGCUGGAGCACCAAGACAAGGACAUCCACCACCGGAGCAACUCGGCAAAAAAUUCGAGGCAUCGCCAGUGGCGCCCUUCUCUGCACAGCAUCGCCGAAGUCAGUAGCUGAUGCUAGCUGAUUAGCCGAUGAAUGAUCUGUCUUUUAGAGUUCAUGUUCAUCAGUUGGUUGCUAGGUUCAAGUUCGACAGCUGGAUCAGUACUAUAGAAGAUGAGCAACUGGAACUUGGGACACGUAGGAUUAUUGUUGAACAAAUUUGUGUGAAUGUGUGAUGUACCGUAGUAUAUUUGUUCUGUUAAGAUGCAAAGUACAUCUACCUGGAGAUUUAGCUUUUGAGGAUCUCUGUUGUGGUGUAGUGUAUCUGUAUUAAUUGUUGUUGGUGCCGACUUUGCAAUC
Messenger RNA from Lolium rigidum, 831 nucleotides. RefSeq lists its product as uncharacterized. Lineage: Eukaryota; Viridiplantae; Streptophyta; Magnoliopsida; Poales; Poaceae. The record is from RefSeq and is a predicted model, not a curated record. The transcript is spliced from 2 exons. Bases 1 to 546 code for a protein of 181 amino acids.